Punica granatum (pomegranate) is the source of this 1440-nucleotide messenger RNA. The record is from RefSeq and is a predicted model, not a curated record. NCBI's taxonomy places the organism in Eukaryota, Viridiplantae, Streptophyta, Magnoliopsida, Myrtales, Lythraceae.
GUUUGUCGUUGCCGCCAGUUUUUCUCUUCUUCAAAAGCUCAAACAAAUACAAACUCCUACAGUUCAAAAGUUAGGGCUUUCUUGCUUUGCCCUGACGCAGACGCAGAGGAAGGGCGCUCCCUCUUCCGAACAAUCUCUCUCUCUCUCUCGGUGUCGGGUUCUUUUUUUAUUCCAUUAAGUGCUGCUGCUGUGAGCUGGGUUGAGCAUUAUGUCUUCAUCUGAAUUGCUGAGCUACUUGUUUGCCGUGGGUAUCUGGUGUACUGCGUACAUUGCAGUAGCUGUCCUCCAGUCGUUUCGCAUCUUUCAGAACCUCUGCUGAAUCUUCGUUCCUCUAUGUUGAAUUCGGUUCUACCUUGCAUUUCGAUUGCACCACCAUGGGCUAUGCACAGCUGGUUAUUGGCCCUGCGGGCAGCGGGAAGUCGACUUACUGCUCCAGCCUCUACCAAUACGGUCAAACAAUUGGGUGGACUAUACAUAUUAAUCUAGAUCCUGCUGCGGUGAAUUUUGACUAUCCUGUGGCCAUAGAUAUUAGAGAGUUCAUUUCCUUGGAUGAUGUCAUGGAGGAAUUAGGGCUAGGCCCAAAUGGUGGCCUUAUUUACUGCAUGGAACAUCUUGAAGAAAACCUGGACGAUUGGUUAACUGAAGAACUGGAAAAUUUAUUGGAUGAUGAUUACUUGGUUUUUGACUGUCCAGGCCAGAUAGAGUUGUUCUCGCACGUACCAGUGCUGAAGAAUUUUGUUGAGCACUUACAGCGGAAGAACUUCAAUGUCUGUGGUGUAUACUUGCUUGAUUCUCAGUUCAUUUCCGAUGUGACCAAAUUCAUAAGUGGGUGCAUGGCCUCUCUCUCUGUAAUGGUCCAACUUGAACUGCCUCAAGUGAAUAUCUUGUCCAAAAUGGAUCUCGUGAAGAACAAAAGGGAUAUUGAAUACUAUUUGAAUCCAGAGCCUCAAAUUCUUCUGUCAGAGUUGAACCUGCGGAUGGCUCCUCAGUCUGAGAAGUUAAAUAAAGCUUUGGCUGACCUGUCUGUUUUAGGUGGAUGAGUACAGCACGGUCAGCUUUGUGCCCCUCGAUCUGAGGAAGGAAAGCAGCAUACGGUAUGUUUUGUCUCAGAUCGACAACUGCAUUCAGUACGGAGAAGAUGCAGAUGUGAAGGUCAAGGAUUUCGAUCCCGAUGACCCUGAUGAUGAUGCUGAUUAAUUACCUCAAAGCUUAAGGCUCUAGCAAUGUUCCAUUUCCCUUUUCUGGAUCCUGCCUAAGGGUCAUAUUUCAUCGCAUGCGCAAAACAGGAGUGCAGAUGAGUGAACAAACGCAAACCCUAUCACAUUGUGUAAAUAAUAUAUACUAUACAUACAACCACUUCGGGUUUUCGGGCAAUCUGUGGUAACUGCCAGUUUGCUUGAUUAAUGAAACUACUUUUAUGAACCAAACUCUUCUAUCCGC